Molecule: messenger RNA, 840 nt
Organism: Adineta ricciae
Lineage: Eukaryota; Metazoa; Rotifera; Eurotatoria; Adinetida; Adinetidae
Source: the annotation of a GenBank genome assembly
AUGACAGUCGUUCAUUCUUACUACUUCGGACUUCUAGUUCUUCUUCUUCAUGCUCAAUAUCGCCUAGCAUUGCAAUGUUAUGAAUGUAACGGAAUGAAUUUCAAUUCGUCACUUACGAGUGACAAUAUUCCAUCGCCAACAGCACCCGAUUGUGAGAUUGUUUCAGCGCAAAGUACAUGUUCUGUACGAAUCGGAUGGUACAAAGGCAACAAAACGGAGGUUUACUACGGUGCCGAUACACCUUUACCUAUCGACAGUGUCAUGAUCAAAACUGAACGUAAAGUGACAGCAUGGUCCGGGGAAUAUGAAACGCGUCGAUUUAUUAUCUAUAACUGCAAAGCGAGUAAUUCGACACCAUGCAAUACGGUUGAAAAUGCCAAACGCGCUAUCGAAUCAACAACAUUUCCUACGGAUGAGCAAAUCGAUAAACUCGAUUCGUUAAUUGUUCCGACAACAGACUUCGAUGGUCGUAUGUGUUUGAAUUUUACGAAUUCAUCUGAUUGUCGAGAAACAAAUAUUGUUGCCUGUCAACAAUGUAUCGGUAUUGUUCAAUAUUUCAAGACGCCUGAUAUGUGUGCAACAUGUCCAGCGGGGAAAGCAAUUAUGAACUUUUUCGACUACGAAUCAACAUUCUUUCUUACCAAUCGAACAUAUUUCGAUGUGAUUCGAUUAGGUUGUCGAAAAUAUGGUGCGUGUAAUUCAAUAGAAAAUAUGGAUAGAAUCAAGAAUACAUUAUCAACAAAUUUUGAUUUUAAAAAGUUCUAUUAUUCAACAGCGUGCCUAACAAAAUCGAAUGUCAUUGUGUUCAUUUCAAUAUUUCUUCUUCGACUCUUUUGUUAG